AUGUCGGAUCCGUCCAGCAAUCCAAACCAGCAAACUGAAUCAGAAGGUCGGCUCUCUCCACAUGUCAUCGUCAUUCCACAGACUGAAUACGAGAUUCGGUUAAGAUCAGUAGAACGAAGUACCAAGAAAUUGCCAAAAUUUGCCAAAUUUGCUUACACAAAUACAGUCUGGAACCUUUAUUCCCUCUUUAUCCCUACUUCUAAAGGUGAAGCAACAGGUAGUAGAGACUACCAAAGUGUUCGACCAAUUAAAAAGCUACUUGGAGCAGGAAUUAAGAUCAAGAUAAAGAAGGAUGCAGAAAGUUUUUUGGAUAUAGUAUUUAAACCUAAUGGUGUUCUUGAAAUUCCAAGCUCACCUUCGGAUGAGUUCUCAAGAAAAUUUUUACUUAAUUCGGUUGCGUUCGAACAAUGUUAUUAUUACUGCUCUAUACAUUUUACAUCAUAUGUUACUUUUAUGGGCAAUCUUAUAAAUACAAGUUUUGAUGCUGGAUAUUUGCUCGAUCGCGGAAAUAUUUGUACGGGGGCUGAUGAAGAUGCUGCUGAAUUCUUUAGAGAGUUAAAGGAAGAUCUUUUUUAUGAUGUUGGAAAAUGUUAUCUGGCCAAGGUGAUAGAGGAUGUUAAUAAGUAUUAUCGUAAUGUUUGGAAUGUUACAUUGGCAGGAUGCAUGUAUAAUUAUUUUGGGAGUCUAUGGGUAUUCGUUUCAGCUGCAGCUGCUUUAUUUCUCCUCCUCCUUACCGUUACUCAAACCUUCUUUGCUGUUUAUGCAUAUGUAAAACCGCCCAAUUGAUUUAGCCCAAUUGAUUUAGGUACUGUCUGAUGAUUAUUUUUUCUUUGGUUUAUGGACUUGUCUUGAUUUCUUUUUUCAUUUUUCUGGUAUUUGAAUUUUGUAUCCGUUGGGAUGUUGAUUGAAGCUUCUUCUGCUGUUUCUUUC
Jatropha curcas is the source of this 930-nucleotide messenger RNA. The record is from RefSeq and is a predicted model, not a curated record. NCBI's taxonomy places the organism in Eukaryota, Viridiplantae, Streptophyta, Magnoliopsida, Malpighiales, Euphorbiaceae.